UCAUCUUUGGGUCGCUCUCCAUAUAGGUUUAUUUGUCUGAGCCAGCAGAGGAGACGGACCACCCCCCACCAGGUCUUUGGGCUCUACUCUGAGGGAUGGGCACCACAGAGGCAACUCUGAGAAUUGAACACAUGGAAGUCCGAGAUGAGUGGCAGGAUGAAGACUUCCCAAGACCACUCCCUGAGGACGGCGACAUGGAUCCCUCUUGUGGGUUCUCUGAUAACAGAACCUCCCCCCCUAACACCCUGAAUUUGAGCCCACCUCAAGUGGGAGGAGGGUCUCAGCAGAAGCGGCGCACUCUCAUUGCUCCUGAGAUGAAUCUGUCUCUGGACCAGAGUGAGGGCUCACUGCUGUCAGAUGACUUCCUGGAUACUCCGGAUGACCUGGACAUAAACAUUGAUGACAUUGACACUCCAGAUGAGACAGAUUCACUUGAGUUUAUCACCAAUGGCAAUGAUCUGGAGUGGGAAGAUGAUGCUCCUGUGGCCUCAGCCAAGGCAGGGCCUGGAAAUUGUUUUGGAGAAGAGGAUGAUGGGAACGCAAAUGAACGGCUUUGGAGGACAGUCAUUAUUGGAGAACAGGAACAUCGCAUUGAUAUGCAAGUCAUCAGGCCAUAUCUCAAAGUCAUCUCACAUGGAGGAUAUUAUGGAGAAGGCCUUAAUGCGAUCAUUGUGUUCUCUGCGUGUUACCUGCCUGACAGCAGCAGCUCUGACUACCACUACAUUAUGGAAAACCUUUUCUUAUAUGUGGUGAGUAGCCUAGAAAUGCUGGUCGCUGAAGAUUAUUUGAUUAUAUACAUGAAUGGAGCCACCCCUCGCACUAAAAUGCCUGGAAUCAGCUGGCUGAAGAAAUGUUACCAAAUGAUUGACCGGAGACUGAGGAAAAACUUGAAAUCUCUGGUCAUUGCCCAUCCUACUUGGUUCAUAAGGACUGUACUGACCAUAUCAAGACCCUUUAUCAGUGUAAAGUUUAUGAAUAAGAUCCGGUAUGUGCAUAGCCUGGGUGAAUUAGCUGAAAUCGUCCCCAUGGAGCACAUCCACGUACCUGAGUGUGUGGUGCAGUAUGACCAAGAGAAAAUCAAAGCCCGGAGGGAAAGACUGGAGCAAGAGCAGCGGCAGCAGGAAAAGCAGCAGUCUAUCUCACAGGAUUCAGCAAAGAAGUCCGAGAGAAUGUCAAUGGCCGCUGAUUAAUUUGACCCAGAGAAAACAGGACUGGAUGAAGAAGGAGCAAGAAGCAUGAAGACUUAUAUUUUGCCUUAUGAAGGGAAUGCCUUCUUUCACAAAUCCACAGGCUCUAGUUCCUUCCAGCUAAAUAAGGGAGAGUGCAAGUGCUUUAUGACAAUUUAUGGCAAAUGGACAUUUAUUCACUCUUGCUUCAUGCUUUUAAUUGUAGGACUUUAAAACAUUGCAACCCAAACCCACCUGAAGUGAAAGAAGAGUUAAAAUGACUGUUGAAUGUUGGUAUCAGAUAAGCCGCUAUGCUAAUGUACUCAUAAUAACUAGCAUAUUCUGAAUAUACAGAACAUACAAUGCAAAUAUUCAACACAACAAUGAUGUUACUAUAUCAUGCCUUCCUGAUUGAGUGUCAAAAUCAGUUCACUGUUCUGCUUCAUUGCUUCACUGUACUAUUCAUGUGCCUCAAACUUAACACACAUUUUCUACGCUAUAUCAUUUAAAACAUGCAUAAAAAUUGCAUGAAUUAUUUCUAUCUACAUAACAGCAUCUUGCCUUAUAUUGUUUCACUAACUUUAUAUGCAUCCGCUGUGGCUUCAAUCCGCAUUAUUAGUUUGUGUUUGUUAUGGGUUUUACAUGUCAAUAUUAUAUUACGUAUAACCACUGUGUGAUUUUUGCCCUAUUUCACAAAGCAGACAUCCAAAAUAUAUCUGUUAUCUGACAAAUUUUUUUCUUUCUCUGAAUGAGGAAGCAAAUUGUCAAAUGAGAGAGUCCUUCAGACAGCAGCACAGGGAGACGAGUUAAACUCAGGCCAGGGUUAACAGGGUAAAACAGACUCCAGGGUAGGACAGACCAGGUUAGGUUUACAGAGUUACUAUGGUAACUUGGGGACACUAUAAACUUUCAAGAUUAAAAAGUUAUGAGUUCAAACUAAACCUGCUUCUUGAAUUAGGGCCUGUGUUCUUACAUGCAUUUUUAAGUUACUUUUUUCCUGAAUGUCUUCCAUUGUUAGUAUAUUGUAGCAGGAGGAUAAUUUUUUUUUUAUUUUUGUAGCACAAAACAUACUCUAUUUUGAAAGUGUAUAUUCAUUGCUUUAUGGGUUUGCUAGGCCUAUGACCCAUUUAUAUAGGAACUGUAAUUAGUAAUGUUCUUCUUUUUUGUUUAUGAGG
Molecule: messenger RNA, 2341 nt
Organism: Boleophthalmus pectinirostris (great blue-spotted mudskipper)
Lineage: Eukaryota; Metazoa; Chordata; Actinopteri; Gobiiformes; Gobiidae
Gene: atcaya
Product: ATCAY kinesin light chain interacting caytaxin a
Exons: 13
Coding region: 96-1190 (364 amino acids)
Biological process (GO): apoptotic process
Cellular component (GO): cytoplasm
Source: RefSeq, a predicted model, not a curated record